CCAAAAGACUAGAACAAUUCCUUCUAGCUUAGCUGUCUGUUUGUAAUUCAAGGGAUCUGCAUCUGCAGUCCAGAGGAAUUAUAACAAAAUCAGGAAGUCUGUUUGCAUGCUUAUUGGGUAUAGCUGAGUGGCAAGCAGUUAUUGCUGGGUGACAAAAUGUAUUUUGGCGUCAUCCAUUGAGUUUCUUUCUCCACUGCACACACCUAGUAAGUACCACCAGCAUCCAGAUCACCACUACCACCGACGGCCCCGAAAACCAAACCAGAGCACACUCACGUAUUAUUAUUACUGGCAUCGACUAUAAAGCUUAGGAAUCCUCCUCGCAACCAUAUUCUCCUAGUGCUAUUACGAAAGGCCUAAAACAAAAAGAUUUUUGCUCUUGAUUUCCUCCCACAAUGGAAGAAUUCAGAUCCAAGUCCUACCAUGACGGAAGGAAUUCUCAAUUGGAGAGCUACAGCUACAGCAGCAAUAGCAACCCCUCCUCGAACCCAACUGGGCUGCAAGAUCUCAGAUGCUAUAGUGCUUCCUAUGCAACAGCAGCAAACAAUGGCCACACGGAAAUUUCUAAGGAUGUAAAGCUCAAGAAAGGCAAGUCCGCCAACGGGUCCAUUUCAAAAAGUUGGAGCUUUAAUGAUCCGGAAUUGCAGAGGAAAAAGAGGGUUGCUAGCUAUAAGGUCUAUACUGUUGAAGGUAAAGUUAAAGGGUCUUUGAAGAAGAGCUUUAGGUGGCUUAAAGAGAGGUGCGCUCAGGUGGUCUAUGGUUGGAGGUGAUCUUCAUGCUAUUGUGAUUAUCUGUUUACUAUAAUCUAGCCUGUAUCUUCUUCUUCUUCUUCUUCUUUUUCCUUUAUUUGGUUGUUAAGGAUUGGUGCAAAAACAUAUUGGGGAAUGAUAUUGAAUUUCAGUUAACAACUUAGUA
This is a messenger RNA of Coffea eugenioides, 915 nucleotides long. RefSeq lists its product as uncharacterized. NCBI's taxonomy places the organism in Eukaryota, Viridiplantae, Streptophyta, Magnoliopsida, Gentianales, Rubiaceae. Bases 396 to 770 code for a protein of 124 amino acids. The transcript has a single exon. The record is from RefSeq and is a predicted model, not a curated record.